AUGCAGGAACAGGGGUUAGGGAUGAUGGGAGGCGGAAGCGGAAGCGGAGGCGGAAGUGGUGGUGGUUUUGGCGGUUUGAUGGGCGGAGAAAUGGCGUUUUCCGAUCAGUAUAGACAGCUAAAAGCUGAAAUUGCGACACAUCCGCUGUAUGAACAGCUGUUAGCGGCUCAUGUUGCUUGUUUAAGAGUUGCAACACCAAUUGAUCAGUUGCCUUUAAUUGAAGCUCAAUAUAAUCAAUCUCAUAAUUUACUUCGUUCUUAUGCUACUAAUUCUCAACAUAAUCACUCUCUCUCUCCUCAUGAACGCCAAGACCUUGACAACUUUUUGGCACAAUAUUUGUUGGUGUUGUGUUCAUUCAAGGAGCAGCUACAAAAUCAUGUUAGAGUCCAUGCUGUUGAAGCUGUCAUGGCAUGCCGUGAAAUCGAACAAAAUUUGCAAAAUCUUACUGGCGCGACACUAGGAGAAGGAUCAGGUGCAACAAUGUCAGAUGAUGAGGAUGAUUUGCAGUUGGAAUACUCUAUGGAUCAGUCAUCUGGGGGAGAUGCACAUGACAUGAUGGGAUUUGGGCCUUUACUUCCUACUGAAUCUGAGAGGUCUCUCAUGGAACGAGUCCGUCAUGAACUCAAGAUCGAGUUGAAGCAGGGAUUCAAGUCCAGAAUCGAAGAUGUCAGAGAGGAAAUUCUGCGCAAAAGGCGAGCUGGGAAACUACCUGGGGAUACCACUUCUGUUCUUAAGGCAUGGUGGCAACAACAUUCGAAGUGGCCUUAUCCUACUGAAGAUGACAAGGCGAAACUAGUUGAGGAAACAGGGUUACAACUCAAGCAGAUUAACAACUGGUUUAUCAACCAAAGGAAGCGCAACUGGCAUAACAACUCUCAGUCUGCAAACACUCUCAAGUCCAAGCGCAAACGGUAAACAGCCAUGCCAUCUGAUUCAUUCCUGCAGAAUGACAUACAGAUCAGACCAGCAAGAUCAUAUGCAAAUAUACGUUUUUGUAUCGCGUUUCCAUCAGUUUGUAUGUAACUUCUCGUGCAGGUUGAUAUCAAUCUAACCAAAACCACUGUUACUUUUGGGAUAUAUAUACUGAAAAUUCAAUCAUGGAAUUACUAUUAGGAUGCAGGAUAUGCGACUUCGUUCAACAGUCUGGUGUAAAGAAAAAUGUUAAUGCAUAGAGGGGAUCAGAUUAGGUCUUUUGGAUUCUUAGUAAAGAUAUGUAAUAUACUACUUCAUAUAUCCUAUUAUUAUGAUCUGAUCUUUUCAUUAUUCUUAAUCUUUAUA
Messenger RNA from Chenopodium quinoa (quinoa), 1278 nucleotides. Its product is annotated as homeobox protein knotted-1-like 7. Bases 1 to 915 code for a protein of 304 amino acids. Gene Ontology annotation, molecular function: DNA binding. Gene Ontology annotation, cellular component: nucleus. The transcript has 5 exons. Gene Ontology annotation, biological process: regulation of DNA-templated transcription. The record is from RefSeq and is a predicted model, not a curated record. NCBI's taxonomy places the organism in Eukaryota, Viridiplantae, Streptophyta, Magnoliopsida, Caryophyllales, Amaranthaceae.